Zalophus californianus (California sea lion) is the source of this 1153-nucleotide messenger RNA. It is a transcript of the gene PGPEP1L, whose product is annotated as pyroglutamyl-peptidase I like. The transcript has 6 exons. The record is from RefSeq and is a predicted model, not a curated record. Gene Ontology annotation, biological process: proteolysis. Gene Ontology annotation, cellular component: cytosol. Gene Ontology annotation, molecular function: pyroglutamyl-peptidase activity. The coding region runs from base 373 to 954 and encodes 193 amino acids. NCBI's taxonomy places the organism in Eukaryota, Metazoa, Chordata, Mammalia, Carnivora, Otariidae.
CCAGUGGUCCAAGUGCCCGGUGCCCUGGGCGGAGCCACGGCCAUCUGACCCCCAGAGGCACAGAUACACGCUCCCUGCUUGGGUUUCAUGGAUUCCCAGCCCAGCUGCGUGGUGGUGACUGGUCAUGAUCCACUUUAAUUUUUGUCCACGGUGCGAGACUGAGGUUGAGGAUUCAUGUUUUUGCCUUUGGGUAUCCUGUUGUUCCAGCCCCUUUUGUUGAAAAGGCCACCCUCCUCUGCUGAAUUGACUUUGCACCUCUCCUAGCAAACAACUGGGCAUAUUCACACAGGUUUUGGACCCUUCCGGAAGUACCUGGUGAAUUCCAGCUGGGAAGCAGUGAAGGAGCUGUCCAAGCUGGGCCUGAACAGUGACAUGGAGGUGGAGCUGCGGAUUCUCCAGCUACCUGUAGAUUACAGGGAGGUGAAGCAGAGGGUCACCAGAAUCUGGGAAGACCUUCAACCGCAAACGCAGUUCGCUGUGCACAUCGGCCUGGACGCCUCCGCCAAGGCAAUCGUUCUGGAGCAGUGCGCCAAGAACCGGGGCUACCGGGACGCGGACAUCCGGGGCUUCCGGCCGGCGCGCGGGGAGUGCCUUCCGGAUGGCCCGGAAGUGAUCGCGUCGGAGGUCAGCAUGAAGGCGGUGAGCAAGCGCGUAGAGGGCCACGUGGAGGGCGUGGAGGUGACCUUUUCUCGAGAUGCGGGCAGAUAUGUCUGCGAUUACACCUACUACCUGUCUUUGCAUCAUGGAAAUGGGUAUGCGGCACUCAUCCACGUGCCUCCGUUAUCCCGUUGGCUCCCAGCCAGCCUGCUGGGAAAAGCCCUGCAAGUCAUCAUCCAGGACAUGCUGGAGGAGCUGAGAAAGCCUGAGCUCAAAGCCUGGUUUGCAGAAAACUCAACAGCCGUGAUUCCAGCCCGGGGGAACCAAUUGGGGGACUGCUCCUUUGGAGAAAAUUAAAUGUUUCAAUCCUGUGUGCAGAGUUCAAGUGUGCUUUGAGAGACUUUUAAAAAAUGGCUUGUAAAACAGUUUACACAGAGGGAAAAAAGCUCUGAAUUAGCCCAACGAAAUCACAAAGGGUUAUUUUAUUGUCAGAAGAAAGAACACUCUGAAAGGCAGACAUUUCACAAGGGAUUAACUAGCUUCAGUUAUGGUUUUC